This is a messenger RNA of Dufourea novaeangliae, 2841 nucleotides long. RefSeq lists its product as uncharacterized. Gene Ontology annotation, biological process: female meiosis I; mRNA stabilization; meiotic cell cycle. The coding region runs from base 85 to 2610 and encodes 841 amino acids. The record is from RefSeq and is a predicted model, not a curated record. The transcript has 5 exons. Gene Ontology annotation, cellular component: nucleus; cytoplasm. Lineage: Eukaryota; Metazoa; Arthropoda; Insecta; Hymenoptera; Halictidae.
GGUGUGCAUACUGCUGGGAAGACAGACGCACAAGUGAAAGGGUGAUGGCAAGGAGUGGAGGUGAUUUUCAGUGAUCUUUAACAAAUGGCUCUGUCCGAGGUGCACAAUUUGGCUGCAAUUAUCGGCAACAAUGGUUUUACUGUUAACAAGAAUAACAUGGUUGAACGUAACAUCAGCAUGUUGGAACCAAGAAAUAAUUAUCCAACUGACCGCUGCAACACAGAAUAUAAUUAUUGGAACUAUGACUUAAUGGAAUAUAAUGCACAAAAAAAUAUGAAUAUAGAAGAUGAAGACAGUCAGGAUUUAAAUAAUCCUAUGGUCAAUGAUUUAGUCUCAAAAAUUCUUGAUGACGAUUCGAUUGUUAGUGACAAUGCUCACAGUAAUAGUUAUAAUGGCAAUAUUCAAUAUCAUCCAGAAACACAUCCAUCUUCUAUCAUGGCGAGUAAAAUGGAGAAUAAUACAGACCUCAAUCUUACAACCAUAGAUCAUUUUAAUAUUCAUUCUACGUUCAGUAAAUUACAAAACAGUGUUUCUAACAAUACUAAACUCAAAAGUCAUUAUAACAAUCUUUGCGGAGAACUCAAAACAUUGAAUUUAAACACAUGUGCAGGACAAGUUCCAGAUCAAGAGAAUUUAUAUAGUAACGGAGUCAAUGCAUAUCCAAAUAUAUACCCAUCUGACUCACAGUCGUAUAUAUUACGUCCAAACGAUGAAAAUUCCUGUAUUAGCGGAAAUCCUAUGCCUCUGUGCAAUGACUUGUUAACAAUAACAAACGAGACCGAUUUAAGUAAACAAUCCGCUAACUGGUCGGAAAAUUUAUCUACCGUAGGAUGUACAUCAGAUUUAUUUGGAAAUUAUCAACAAAUACAAAAUUGCACAAACCCAGACCUUAACUUCAAUAUGGCUCUAACAUUGGCAUUAGAUUUCCCUGAUCAAAUUCCUCUUAAUGAACUGGAGUAUCAUAAUAAUAUUGGGCAAAAUGGAACCACCAAUACUUAUAAUAAUCCACCUACAGCUGCUAUGCAUGAAUUGUAUAGCAUGACUGCCAGUAAUCAGAGUUACAGACCAAGUUCGGCAAUGACUGAUCUGAGUAUCGAUUCGGGCUUUCUGUCGAAUUCUCCAUUGCAACAUUUUUCCCCAGCUGACACAAAUUUGCACAAUUGUUUUGGGAAUAAUGUACAACGCAGUUCCGCCGGCGACUAUAAAGAUUUACAAGACUCGGGUAGAUUAAGCAUGGCAAAUAUCUCCAUACCUAACGAACAAUUUCAAUUUUUGCAACACGCUCGUAGUUACAAAUUGGAUCAAGCUGUGGACCAAGAAUAUAAACAACUGAUCGACUAUUAUCCAGGUGUGAAUGAAUUCACCACAACGUCGAUCAAUAGCUUAGACACGAAUGAAAACUGUCUUUUGAAUAACGAGUAUAGAAUCGAGAACAAUUUAUUGAAAAUCAUAAGUCCAAAAGCUAAGACUAUCGAAACUAAGACAUACUCGCCAAUUGGAUUUCCGAAAAAUUUAAGUUCACGACACACGCAUCAGUCAAUUGCGAAAUAUGGAUACCACAAUUAUCAACAUUACACUGCCAAUAACGGCGAGACUUUGAAAAUGUUACCACACAGUUCCACAUCGUAUCAUGAUUUGAAGCAGCCUAAUAAUACUAAUACAUACAAAAUGGAAGGCUUAGAUCUUACCAAGGAAAUAGCAUUUCCUUCUGUGAGUCAUUUGACCAAUCAAAUAGCAGGGUCCUCAAUGAACAAAGAUACUUUUAAUUAUAUUGUAAAACAACGACAUCAUAUGCCAAGAAUACAAAAUACCGCGGGCAUUUCGUCAGCCGAUGUACUGUUCAAUUCAGGAAUGGUACCGAAUCCGAUUGCAGUCCGAUCUGGAGUAUUUCCAUCCGUGAGGCCAGUUCCUGUACCACUUCCAGUUCCACGUCUAUUUUCUGUACUUUACGGUGGAGGUUUAAGUCUUAGAAAUGGAAGUGGAGCGGCUAGACGUACAGCACCAUCGAGUAUACUACACUUUAGACUGGAGCAAACCUACAAACAGUUUAAACAAUUGGAAAAGGAACGAAAGAAAUGCGAAGCUGGACUGGCCGCUCAUUUUCCUGGCAAAAGAGUAACGAGCGCAAACAACAUACCCAUUCCUCGCCUACAAGGAAACCCAUCACGUGUAGAUCGUUUGAUUAUUGACUAUUUGAGGGAACAUGCACGUGUUAUAACUUUGAUUGCGAAGAUGGAACGACUGCGAGGGACCACAAUGAAUCAACGCGUACACAAAGCUAUGGAAUAUUGGCUGGAAGCAAUCAAAUUUGUUCAAGAAUGUCGUAAACGAGAAAUCGCCAACGCAACUAAACGUCAAAAGGAAAAUCCACCAUGCAAUCUUGUAUAUAAUGACAACGAUAUACUAACAUUGGCUGCCAGCGUCUACGAAUUGACAAAGGCAUCUCGGUACGCAAGAACUGGUAUGUAUAACGCAUUACAAGCAACGCUGCUCUAUGACUUGGACAUCGAGAAAAAGGUUAUCGAAACCUCGAAGGAUCCAGUCCUCGAAAUGAAACGUAAUGAAAGUCAGGUAGGAACCGAGGUCGGCGACUAUUCGAAAUGUACCUAGCAAUAUUUCGAAAGCCGCUUCACCUCUUCGCGCAACGAAACAUAGGUCGUGUCCAGCGGCUUUUCACUCGCGUAUUCCACGUUACGUUACGGAAAAACAAGCUUUUGCUGGCGUUUUAUCAAUAAUUUUAUCGCUGAAUGGAAAAAAAGAGAACACAAUGCCGCCCACUAAUCGCGAAACUUCAGAGCAUUAUAUACGGAAAAAGUACGCGUGCUCACGCCGAAAUAGGAA